AUGUCUUUCUUCGAGAGAGUUAGUGGACGUGUGAUCAACGCAGAUUUAUUUGAUUUUAAUAUAAAAUAUCUUACUAUGGUUGGUUUGUGGCCACAUGAUGAUUGGGGAAAUGAUAAAAUGAGGCUCUAUAAAAUAUACGAAGUUAUUCUUCAUAUAAUGUCAAUAGCCUUCAUUACCGUGACUGGUAUUGGGACUUAUCAGCAUAAGCACGAUAUAACCAUCCUCAUGACAAAUUUGGAUAAAGCUCUCGCUGCCUACAAUUUCGUUGCAAAGAUAUUUUUUUUUGUAAUUAAGAGAAAACAACUAAACAAUCUAAUUUUUGAAAUAAGGAAUUCCGGCGACGAAGUUAGUCUCGAUAGAAGAAAUUUAAUGGUAAUUCAUGUUAUUAUGAUCACUGUGAUAUCAACGGGUUUAGUCACCACUUUUAGUAUGCUGAGUCAAUUCAAAGGGGAAAUGACAGUUGAAGCUUGGAUGCCGUUUGAUCCAUUUAAAAAUAGAAUGUCUUUGUUACUAGCUGCUCAAAUAUUAGCUGUAUAUUUUGUAGUACCUUGUUUAUACAGAGCAUUUGCAAUACAAGGCAUCGUUUGUAGUCUUGUAAUGUAUUUUUGCGAUCAAUUAAUCGAGUUGCAAGAAAGAUUAAAGGGCUUGUCUUAUUCCGAAGAAAGAGAGAGAAUUGUGAGAGACGAAUUCAAACAAAUCGUAAAGAAACACGUUCGUAUUAUGAGAUAUUCGAAUACUUUUACAAAUAUUUUCAAAGAGUUCUUUUUAAUUCAAAAUUUGGCUGUAACGAUUGAAUUGUGUUUAAAUGCGCUAAUGGUGACAGUGGUCAGUUUAGAGGAAAAAACUCUAUUGGUCAGUUUUUUAGGAUAUCUUGGAUUGGCUCUUAUAAAUGCGUACAUUUUCUGCUAUUUAGGAAACGAGUUAAUAGUUCAAAGUACAGGUAUAGCUCAAGCAGCAUACGAGUCUGGUUGGACCUCUUGGCCGGUUGACAUGCAGAAAGAUCUUCUGAUCCUUAUAAGAGCUGCGCAAAAGCCGUUAAUCCUGAGCGCCGGCGGUAUGACGAUUAUGUGUAUUCAAACAUACAGUCAGGCACUCUACAAUGCUUAUUCAAUAUUUGCUGUCCUAAAUGAUGUUGUGGAUUAA
Messenger RNA from Vanessa tameamea, 1143 nucleotides. It is a transcript of the gene Or-18, whose product is annotated as odorant receptor 4-like. Gene Ontology annotation, biological process: detection of chemical stimulus involved in sensory perception of smell; sensory perception of smell. Gene Ontology annotation, molecular function: odorant binding; olfactory receptor activity. Gene Ontology annotation, cellular component: plasma membrane. The record is from RefSeq and is a predicted model, not a curated record. Lineage: Eukaryota; Metazoa; Arthropoda; Insecta; Lepidoptera; Nymphalidae. Bases 1 to 1143 code for a protein of 380 amino acids. The transcript is spliced from 5 exons.